Vitrella brassicaformis is the source of this 2507-nucleotide messenger RNA. The record is from the annotation of a GenBank genome assembly. Lineage: Eukaryota; Vitrellaceae.
GAUUGUGACGUGAAUGACCAUGUGGAUUUAAGCUGACCAGUGAGUGAGUGAGUGAAGUGAAUGGCAUAUCAAAUGGCUCUUGAGCAUAACAUCCAUCCGGCCGUCUGUCGUGCUACUGCAGGAGCUGCCCCCGGACCCGCAGUGGCACAUGCGGUAUCUCGCGCGGACAUCGCCGGUGAACCACUUGAGGAAGGGAUACUUGGCCUCGUCGGGCUCGAUGUCGUCUCCAUCAUCGCUGACCUCAUCUGCGGCGGUCAGCAGCACAAGAGACGUCUACCAUCACAUGGACGCAUUCUUUAGGUCGUUGCUCACAUUGCCGUGUGUUGACGGUCAGGACGACAGUAUUGGGCUGCAGCAUCAGGAUGAGGUCGUAGUACACUCGGAAAUGGUCGGGCGAAAGGGAGGAACAUCCUCAUCCAGCGGAUAGCCAAGCUGAGUGACAGAUUGAUCAGACACACAGACACACACACAAAGGACGUCGAGAAAAGUGCUGUCCUCGCGGCGGCCGUCCCUUCAUUCAAUUUGGGUGCACCCAGCGCACCUCUGUCUUGACGUUCAUGACAAGCGUGUCGAGCGAGAGGCGCUCCUGCAUGGUACUCCACAAGGCGCCGCCCUUCUCAGGCACCACCAGGGGGCUAUCCUCAACCCUUGUCCUGAUCACCAACGCGCCCAGACACACACGCUUGGUGCCCCCCUCCCCUGUUUGCUGAGCCGCCGUGCCCUCAGACAGACACACAAACGCGUCAAAGGCCGCCCACCUGAAUGAAUGCACCACAUACACCCACACACAAAAAGUCUCACUCACUCACUCACUCACUCACCAGGGCACACGAAUGAGCCGGACGGUGUGUAGUGUAGGCGGCAUGGUCUUGAGCAGGCGCUGCAGGGAUUCCGACAGCACGUAGUGGUUGGUGGGGGGUGGAGGGCGCACCGGCGUGGGCACACCAGCAGCUGCGUAUGCCGCCUGGUCUUCUGCCUCCUGUUGAGUCAUGGGGAGCUGAGGAGGGAGGGGCUUCUCGUGGAUGCCAUCAGCCGUGAAUCGGUGCUUGUGGUUAGUGGUGUGGUCCUUGACAGACUGGUACUCGACCUUCUCCAGCGUCAGCACCUCGGCACUCGUCCAGCCGCCCGCCGUCCAGCCGGCAAUCUACAAGACAGAGCGACCAGCGAGAGAGAGACAGAGAGAGAGAGAGAGAGAUGCAUGAUGGAUCGACGCGUGAGUGAUCCACGUCCUCACUCACCGCAUCAUGGCCGACGUAGCCGCGAAGUAAGUCGACACACUUGAUGAUGAGGUACUUGGUCUUGUGGAAGACCACCGGCCGGCCACUCGAGUCGGCGAGCUCCCAUGAGUCGUCCCAGGGCCGCGAAUGUUCAUCGUAGCUCAUCACGACGGUCUCGGCCUCGCGGAUGCCGCGCUUGACGAUGUCGCGGAUGGACCCCUCAAGCUUGGCGGGGCAACUGUCAGCAGGCGCACAGCUUCCCUUGAGCGUGACCACCAGGCCUUUCGCCAUCGGCCAGUAGCCUGAAACAAGUGACGACAACACUUCAAAGGCCUCUCUCUCGUGUGUGUGUGUGUGCAUGCACUCAUACCGCGGCUCUCCAGUUCGACCAGCAGCUGCAUGAGAGUGGGUCCGACCUCCGCGCCGCUCUCGUCGCGGCGGCGGGCUGGAUCAAAGGAUGCCGGCAGGGUCGACUCGAAGGCCAGGUUGCGGUCGAAGAUGCCGAUGCGCUUGCUUGUGGCCGGAGGCUGGAUGCGCGGCAGGCCACGCACGAGCCUGUCCAUCUCCUGAUCGUGUGCGAUGAAGACCAUGCCGCCCACCGCCUCCAGGCUGUCUGCACGUGUGUCGAGUGCCGAGCCGCACACGUGUGUGGGCAGAGGGAACACGUCAAUGUGGCGGAUGAGCGGCGAAUGAGCCAGUAGGUGGGUCAGUGGCUGGUGAAGGUCCGAUGGCCGGUCCAGCAGCCGUGGCUCGUCCCCACUGCGCAGCCUGGCAGUGAGUGUGUUGAGUUUGGGUGUCUUCCAGCCCAAGUGCCAGAAUGUCUUGAGCACAGGCAGCAGCCCCACGUCGAUGUCGGUGAGAGCCGGAAACGUCCUCGGUGCGCCUUGCAGGCCCGCUGCCGCGGCGUCCCACCAGGGGAGCGUAUCGAAUACCGACUCGACCGACUUGAUGGCCUUGAUCUUGUCACCGUGGCGCUGCAUCGUAGUCACGAAGAACUGCAGCACAUCAUCCUCAAGGCUGGCCUCGUCCUCGGCCGCCACGAGAAUGAUCUUCUGCGGGCCCUGGGACCACAGAAGGACGCGUCGAUCCCGAGGGACGGCCGGGCCGAUGACGAGGGUGGACGAGCAGAUGGCCUCGAAGCAGCUCUCGUCCAGGACAGACAGGCGCAUGGUCUCCUCGUCUGUGAGAGUGCCGGAGAGGUUAAGCACCCAGAGCUCUGACGGAAGGCGGGCCAGGCCGUGCAUGCCGCGAGUUGGCGACGCCAUGACACCGAGAGAUUCGACUCCUUCC